Sinocyclocheilus grahami is the source of this 416-nucleotide messenger RNA. RefSeq names its product actin-related protein 10-like. The transcript has 4 exons. The record is from RefSeq and is a predicted model, not a curated record. Bases 138 to 401 code for a protein of 87 amino acids. Lineage: Eukaryota; Metazoa; Chordata; Actinopteri; Cypriniformes; Cyprinidae.
CUAAAGGAAAGCAUGUUUGUCUUCACCUGUUGUGUUCACACACAAUAUUAUCUGUGUAUUGAAGUGUUUAGAUGACUUUAACAGUGCACUAGAUCUAUGAAGGCGUUCCGAUCCUGUCUGCAUGGGAAGCUCUGCCGAUGGGAGGAAAAGCCAUUCAUAGGGAGCUGCACAGUCUGCUGAGUGAGCAAUGCACGCUAGACACCGACUCUGGCACCGGCCUCAGUCUGCCCACCGUCAUCAGUUCUGUUCCAGAGGAUGUCGUGGAGGAUAUCAAAGUGCGAGUGUGUUUCGUUAGUGACCUGCAGAGGGGCAUGAAGAUCCAGGAGGCCAAAUUUAACAUGGACGGAUCUGCUGAGGUCAGAGAACACGCGACUGUUAGAGCCAUCAGUCGAUUCAGAUGAUCAGUUGCUAGAAAU